AUGUCGUCGCUGGAGGAGCAGGAGUCGUCGGCACCCACAGUCGCAACCACAACCGCAGCCGCGCCCGCGCAGGCACCAGCAGCUCCGGCGCCAACAACACAGGCGCCGGCCGACGCGCAAUCACAGGCGUCGCAGUCCCCGAGCGCGCCGUCGUCGAUCAACAUCCCCACCAACAACCCGUCGCACCCGAGCUUCAGAAGACAACGAGCAUCCAGAGCGUGCGAGACAUGCCACGCUCGAAAGGUCCGAUGCGAUGCCGCAAGCCUCGGCGUCCCGUGCACCAACUGUGUGGCCUUCCAAAUCGAGUGUCGCAUCCCAUCGCCCAAGAGGAAGAAGGCCCAGCCCGCCGCCGCCCAAUCGCAGACUCAGUCUAGGGAUUCUGACAGCGAACGUGAGCGAGAUGCUGGCGACGAGUCCCCUCACAGCACCAGCGGUCCCACCGCUCCCAACUUCACCCGCCCUGCUGCCGUCUUCCACAGCAACGAGGGUACCCCAAGCACCGCCCUCAGUGAGGUCCAGAAUAAGGAGAUCGAGACUUCCCAGAAUAACUACCUGGACAUACUCAUGAGGCCGCGCUUCACGAGAGCGCCCAUCAAGGAGGCGGGCAGGGUUGCCUUCCUGGGCGAGUCGUCCAACCUGAUGCUCCUGGUGCACGACCGACAGGGCUCCGACUCGGACGUGGUCCACUACCCCCUGCCCGACAACGUCAAGGGCUCCCGGGCCAGGCUUACCGAGCUGGACAAUGUCGAGAUCGACAUCCUGCACCAGCGCGGCGCCUUCCUGCUGCCGCCCAGGUCCCUGUGCGACGAGCUGAUCGACUCGUACUUCAAAUGGGUCCACCCCAUUGUGCCCGUCAUCAACCGGACCCAGUUCAUGAGGCAAUAUAACGACCAGAAGAACCCGCCCUCGCUGCUCCUGCUCCAAGCCGUCCUCCUCGCCGGCUCGCGCGUCUGCACCAACCCCAAGCUGAUGGACGCCAACGGCUCUGCUGCCCCCGCCGCCCUGACGUUCUACAAGCGGGCCAAGGCUCUGUACGACGCUAACUACGAAGACGACCGGGUCACCCUCGUGCAGGCCCUGCUGCUCAUGGGCUGGUACUGGGAGGGCCCGGAGGAUGUCACCAAGAAUGUCUUCUACUGGACCCGCGUCGCCACCGUCGUCGCCCAGGGCUCGGGCAUGCACCGGAGCGUCGAGGGCUCGCAGCUCAGCCGCGCCGACAAGAAGCUGUGGAAGCGCAUCUGGUGGACCCUGUUCACGCGCGACCGUUCAGUCGCCGUCGCCCUCGGCCGCCCCGUCCACAUAAACCUGGACGACUCCGACGUCGAGAUGUUGACCGAGGACGACUUUGUCGAGGACGAGCCCAACAGGCCGAGCGAGUACCCGCCAGACGAGCGUCACGUGCAGUUCUUCUUGCAGUACGUGAAGCUGUGCGAGAUCAUGGGCCUGGUGCUCUCCCAGCAGUACUCGGUCGCGUCCAAGGGACGCCAAAAGAACCCCAUCGACUUGACGCACAGCGACAUGGCGCUGGCCGACUGGCUGCAGAACUGCCCCAAGUCGGUCUACUGGGAGAUGCCCCGACAUCACUUCUGGUCCGCGCUGCUCCACUCCAACUACUACACGACCCUCUGCCUGCUGCACAGGGCGCACAUGCCGCCGAGCGGCUAUCGGAAUAAGUUCCCCGAAGACAGCGCCUACCCAUCCCGCAACAUCGCGUUCCAGGCCGCUGCCAUGAUCACAUCAAUCAUCGAGAACCUCUCGGCCCACGACGAGCUGCGGUACUGUCCGGCCUUUAUUGUCUACAGUCUCUUUUCGGCCCUGAUAAUGCACGUUUAUCAAAUGAAGUCGCCCGUGCCGACGAUACAGCAGGUCACGCAGGACCGAAUACGAACAUGCAUGCAGGCGCUCAAGGACGUCUCUCGAGUGUGGCUUGUGGGGAAGAUGGUGUGGACUCUGUUCCAGUCCAUCUUGGGCAACAAGGUGCUGGAAGAGAGGCUACAAAAGGCGGCUGGCAAGCGACAUAAAAAGGCGCACCAGGCGUUUGCGCAGUUGGAUCACCACGCAGCCCAGCAACAGCAACAGCAACAGCAACAGCAACAGCAACAGCAACAGCAACAUCAACAUCAACAUCAUCAUCACCAUCAGCAACAACAGCAGCCGCACCACCACCAUCAGUACCAGCAACAGUCACAGUCGGCAGGACACCACGACUCGAAGCACCACGACUCGAAACGUAAGUACGACGAGAUGGCCAUCGACUUCAAUGUCACCACGCCGCAGCCCCAGGAGUCAUAUGUGCGGUCACGGCCACAGACGCCAUGCAUGUCAACCGCGAACAAGCCUGAGUUCAGCAACAAUAGCCACAACCACAGCCACAGCCACAGCAACAGCAACAGCAAUAGCAAUAGCAACAACGCGAUGCCGCCGCCCAUGAUGUCGCCAAACUCGAGGCAGGUCGACGCAUUCAUGGGAGGGACGGGGUCGCGACCGCACACGAGGCCGGCGACACCCUUCAACCCAUCAAUGUCGAUGCCGACGACGCCACCGGACCUCUAUCUGGUGACGCGCAACUCUCCGAACCUCUCGCAGGCCAUAUGGGAGAACUUCCAGCCCGACCAGCUGUUUCCCGAAAGCGCGCACAUGCCAGCCUUUGCGUCCCAGACGUCACCGGCACAGGGCCAGCAGACGCUAGACCCCGGUCUGAUGGCGCAUUUCCAGCAGCAGGUUCAGCAAGACUCGGGAGCAGGAGCAAGCGGUUCGGACCAGUUUGGCGGACAGCUCGACACCUCGGGCGCUGCCAGCAACGGCAAAGCUGGGUUUGCCGGCACAACAAGCCCGCUGCAGACCCCGAUGCAGCCAGGAAGCGCAUUCGUGCAGCAGUCGGCCACCGCGGGAGGGCUGCCGGCAGGCUUCUGGACCCAGUUUGACACGCCCGGGCAGCAGCAGCAACAGCAGCAGCCACCGCAACCGCUGGAUGGCCAGAGCCCAGACAGCUGGGGCUCGUCGUCUGCCCAGGGAAGCGGAGGGCCCGCGGUACCCUCCACCCUCAACGUGGAAGACUGGUUGCAGUUUUUUGGCAUCAGCGGGGGUGGUGAAGCGAUUAAUAUUGACUUUGGGUCCUUGGUAUGA
Gaeumannomyces tritici R3-111a-1 is the source of this 3126-nucleotide messenger RNA. RefSeq names its product cutinase transcription factor 1 alpha. The record is from RefSeq and is a predicted model, not a curated record. The transcript has 6 exons. Gene Ontology annotation, biological process: regulation of DNA-templated transcription; DNA-templated transcription. NCBI's taxonomy places the organism in Eukaryota, Fungi, Ascomycota, Sordariomycetes, Magnaporthales, Magnaporthaceae. Bases 1 to 3126 code for a protein of 1041 amino acids. Gene Ontology annotation, molecular function: DNA binding; zinc ion binding; DNA-binding transcription factor activity, RNA polymerase II-specific.